Messenger RNA from Nicotiana tabacum (common tobacco), 422 nucleotides. The record is from RefSeq and is a predicted model, not a curated record. NCBI's taxonomy places the organism in Eukaryota, Viridiplantae, Streptophyta, Magnoliopsida, Solanales, Solanaceae.
UCAAACCUAAAUUACUUUUAGGGUUCGAGUCCAUUUUGAGUUUAUAUUUCCAAAUUCAACAAUUUUUUUUAAUGUAUUUCUCUAUACAACAAAAGCAAAUGAUUGAUUUUAGGUGAAUUAUUAUCUUCUUGAAUAGCCUUUGGAAGAAGAAAUAUUUGAAGAGAUGACCACAAAGGUGAAAGGCCUUCUUAAAGGCCUUAGGUAUAUUUCUCAAGUUUUUGAUCAAGAUAAAGAAAAAGAAAUGCAAAUUGGUUUUCCUACAGAUGUAAAACAUGUUGCACAUAUAGGAUGGGAUGGCCCAUCAGUUGAUAAUCCAAGCUGGAUGAAAGAAUUCAAAUCACCAGGAGCAUUUCAAUCAGCUCCUUUGGUUCCUCCUCCUGGAGAUCUUAAAGAAAAUUCUGAUAUUAAAUGGGUUUCUGAAG